Messenger RNA from Acanthosepion pharaonis, 591 nucleotides. NCBI's taxonomy places the organism in Eukaryota, Metazoa, Mollusca, Cephalopoda, Sepiida, Sepiidae. The record is from the annotation of a GenBank genome assembly.
AUGUUUUCUUUCUUUAUUUCUCUGAGGAAAAAAGAAAACAAUAACAAAUUUUUAACGUUUACUUCUUUAUUUUUUUACUGUCUUUCUUUCUCCUCGCCCUCUCUAUAUUCAUUUCUUUCUUUUUUCAUUCCCUUUUCUUUCCUUCUUUCUUUCUUUCUUUCUUUCUUUCUUUUUACUCUCACUAGACAUAUUUACAUAUUACCUUUUUCCUUCCUUCUUUCUUUCUUUCUUUUUACUCUCACUAAACAUAUUUGUUUAUCUUCUUUCUUUCUUUCUUUCUUUCUUUUUACUCCCACUAAACAUAUUUCUUUCUUUCCUUCUGUCUUUCUUUCUUUCUUUUUACACUCACAAGACAUAUUACCUUUUUCCUUCUUUCUUUCUUUCUUUCUUUUUACACUCACUAGACAUAUUUGUUUCUUUCCUUCUUUCUUUCUUUUUACUCUCACUAAACAUAUUUCUUUCUUUAUUUCUUUCUUUCUUUUUACGCUCACUAGACAUAUUUCUUUUUUUCUUCUUUCUUCCUUUCUUUUUACACUGACUAGACAUAUUUCCUUCUUUCUUUCUUUCUUUCUUUCUUUUUACACUGACUAG